AUGGACACGUUGUCGUUGAAUUUGUACGACAACUUCCGAUGUUUUGACACCGUGAAUCUUAUUGAUUUUGUACAUUUUGAAGAGCUUAUAGACCACAUUCUACUGAACAUUGGCUAUAAGAACCACAUGGAUUUUCCUGUUCAGAAAGCAUCCAUUACUGUUGCGGGUGUUAUGGAUGUGCCCCAACAAGAAUGGAUGUUUGGAGAAUGUGGUGUAUUUAUGUUGAUGUACAUGGAGCAGCUUGUUUCAGGUCAACCGAUUGGUAUAUCGAUAUCAUUUGUUAUUGCUGCUACUCAGUUUCGCAAUACGAUGGGCAUGAUAUAUUAUGGAUCUUCUAGAAAAACGAUUUUAAAUUAG
Messenger RNA from Lactuca saligna, 357 nucleotides. The record is from the annotation of a GenBank genome assembly. Lineage: Eukaryota; Viridiplantae; Streptophyta; Magnoliopsida; Asterales; Asteraceae.